AUGUUGGCCAUCUUCCAGAAGCAGGUGGCGCACGCGCCGCAGGAGCUCAACAGCCCGCGCGGCAGCACCGCCAAGCCCAAGAACCCCGACGAGAUCCUCCGCGACUUCCACGCCGCCCACCCCUCCGACGCCUUCUCCACCUCCUUCGGCGGCGGCGCCGCCCUCGCCUGCGUCGCCGCGCAGCCCCGCAACCUCGCCGCCGCCGGCUACCAGAGGAUGUUCUGCGGGCUGGACGACAUCUACUGCGUCUUCAUGGGCACGCUGGACAACCUGAGCGCGCUGAUGCGGCAGUACGGCCUCACCGGCCGCUCCACCAACGAGGCGCUGCUGGUGAUCGAGGCCUACCGCACCCUGCGCGACCGGGGCCCCUACCCGGCGGACCAGGUGGUGAAGGACCUGUCCGGCUCCUUCGCCUUCGUCGUCUUCGACAACCGCGGCAGGUCGGGGUCGGGGGCGGCGGUGUUCGCGGCGCAGAGCACGGACGGCGGGGUGCCGCUGCACUGGGGCGUGGCGGCGGACGGGUCGGUGGUGAUCUGCGACGACCGCGGCGUGGCCAAGGCCGGGUGCGGGCGGUCGUACGCGCCGUUCCCGCCCGGGUGCAUGUUCCACAGCGAGGGCGGGCUCAAGAGCUUCGAGCACCCCAUGAACCGGCUCAAGGCGUUCCCGCGCGUGGACAGCGAGGGCGUCAUGUGCGGCGCCAACUUCAAGGUCGACGCAUUCACCAAGAUCAACUCCAUGCCCCGCGUCGGCAGCGCCACCAACUGGGCCGCCACCUGGGACGACGCCGCCAUCUAG
This is a messenger RNA of Triticum turgidum subsp. durum (durum wheat), 795 nucleotides long. The record is from the annotation of a GenBank genome assembly. NCBI's taxonomy places the organism in Eukaryota, Viridiplantae, Streptophyta, Magnoliopsida, Poales, Poaceae.